Molecule: messenger RNA, 1635 nt
Organism: Penicillium subrubescens
Lineage: Eukaryota; Fungi; Ascomycota; Eurotiomycetes; Eurotiales; Aspergillaceae
Product: tRNA-specific adenosine deaminase
Exons: 3
Coding region: 1-1635 (544 amino acids)
Biological process (GO): tRNA wobble adenosine to inosine editing
Molecular function (GO): RNA binding; tRNA-specific adenosine-37 deaminase activity
Source: RefSeq, a predicted model, not a curated record
AUGUCUGAAACUUCCUCGGCGGCGCCGUUGGCGUCUCGGAUAGCGUCGCUGGUGCACGCACAUUUCGAUGCCUUACCUGCACGCAGCAAACCGAAGAUAUUCCCCGAUGGGUCUAGGGAGUGGAUUCCAAUGACUGGUAUUGUGGCUGUCAAGGGAUUGCAAUAUAAUGACCUUACAAUAGGAAAUACACGGUCAGAAAGCCUUCAUUGCAUAUCUGUCACAUCUGGAGCAAAGUGCUUACCAGCUUCCCACGUUCCGCGCUGUCAAGGCCUCGUUCUCCACGAUUGCCAUGCCGAGAUCUUAGCCAUUCGCGCUUUCAAUUACUGGCUUCUAACUGAAUGCCAUGCUUUGUUGAUCGAGGAGAGCAAGAACACCAUCAAUAUAGAUCAGGCACUUGGAGUUGAGGACAUUCAUAUUUCAAAGUCACCGUUUAUUCGCAGGAGACAGCCAGCACCUCAAGGGACCAGUACAUCGACACCAUCGGUCAACUGGCCCCCUUUCGAAAUCCAACCCGAUGUCAAAUUCUAUAUGUACUGUACAUGUGCUCCAUGUGGAGAUGCAAGCAUGGAGCUAUGCAUGGCAGCACAGGAGGAUGCCACGCCAUGGGAAGUGACACGCCAUACGGAUAUGAGCCCGACAGACCAGGACGAUCUUCAAGAAGAAAACUUGCUAGAUGGCCGGGCUCACUUUUCUCUUCUUGGUGUUGUUCGCCGGAAACCAGCACGUAUGGAUGCGGAAUCAACCCGAAGCAAGUCCUGCUCAGAUAAACUCGCUCUGCGUCAGGUAUCGUCCUUGCUAUCCUGUGAAACAAGCCGUCUAGUUUCGCCAACAGAGAACGUAUACUUGGCUGGUCUCGUUCUUCCUGAAGAUGAGAUUUCCCGAGUUGGGUGCGAAAGGGCUUUUGGGGAGAAUGGACGUAUGAGGGGUUUAGCGGGUCGAUCGUGGCCGAUUAAUAUGGACCACGAUGGGAGCGCGACUGGAUAUCGCUUUCGACCAUUUGAGGUACUCUCGGUUCCUGCUGAAGAAGUUGAAGCUCUUUGGCCAUUUGCAAAACCAAAAGCCGUCCAAACCCGCUCUGUGUUACCACACGAAGGGCAGAGUGAUGGUACAGACUCCACCGUCGUACUCAAAAAGAGCAAGCCGGGUAACGUGAGCUCUAUAUGGACGGCCGCGUCCUCAUUGCCACAUCCUUGUGUGAUGACAAUGGACACGGGCAGUAAGAAUUUGCCAAACCUGGGACGGUCAAGGACGGGCCUCUAUGAAACCAUUAUCAACGGUGUUAAACAAGGCAAUCGACUGGCUACUCCCACGGCACGAGGUGCUUCAUCGCUAUCUCGUGCUAAGCUGUGGGGUCUUCUUCGAAAUAUACUUCGAUCGACGGAGUGCCUUCGUGAAUAUGAGAGCCAAAGCCUAGAAGAGGAUAACGAUCCACUCCGCUCUAUCAAAGACGCGAGUUCAUACGAAGAUUUCAAGCGAACUGGAGGGGAUGUCACAGAUCCCCACCAUAUUCGACAGGAAGCGAUGCGUGAUGCAAAGAAUGUUCUCAAGGGAUGGGCGCCGAAUACGGGAGAUGAAGGCUGGAAUCUAGAUGUUCUAGUUGAUUCUAAGAAGCGAAAGAGUGAAGGGGUUCAAUGA